Camellia sinensis is the source of this 441-nucleotide messenger RNA. Lineage: Eukaryota; Viridiplantae; Streptophyta; Magnoliopsida; Ericales; Theaceae. The record is from RefSeq and is a predicted model, not a curated record.
AUGGCCUUCAAUCCUUCAAAGCUCAUCCUUUCCCUCCUUUUUGUUGUUGCCACAGCAGCAUCCGUAGCCCACAACAACCCCAUCGUGGCCCAGGUGUCAGUAGUUGGUCAGAUGGUUUGCAUUGUCCCGGGAACUAACUGUACUACAUGCCCAGGGAUUGCUGGGGUUAAGGUGACUUUGUCGUGCAACGGAGGUCGAACAACACUUGCACAGGCCAUCACAAACAAUCGAGGGGUGGUGAAUUUGACCCUAUCCGCUGCAAAUGUUGGUGUCUUUGAUCAAUCGCAAUGCUUUGUCUAUGUGAAACUCCCCGUCGCCACUUGCCAUGUUUUCUCUCGCACCGGAACCCUACGUUCUCCCGUUAUCUUUGUGAACUUUGUACAAGAAGCCACUCGUCUAAUGAUCAACUUCACUUUCGGCGUAUUUCGUUAUGUUAACUAG